Molecule: messenger RNA, 1513 nt
Organism: Fimicolochytrium jonesii
Lineage: Eukaryota; Fungi; Chytridiomycota; Chytridiomycetes; Spizellomycetales; Powellomycetaceae
Exons: 5
Coding region: 50-1294 (414 amino acids)
Cellular component (GO): nucleolus; small-subunit processome
Molecular function (GO): RNA binding
Source: RefSeq, a predicted model, not a curated record
CUAAGUUGGACGUUUGACCAGCGAAUUCCGUUCGGCAGCAAUAGCAAGCAUGGCGGACACAGAAACUCAGGUUCCCCCUCAGGGUGAGGAGGCAGCGGCUCCUGCACAGCGUCCUGGAAAGAAGGGGAAGUACCGCAGGGACAAACCCUGGGAUACCGACGACAUUGACCACUGGAAGAUUGUGGAGAUCAAGCCGUCCGAUGUCAGUGGCCCCUUCUUGGAGGAAUCGUCGUUUGCGACUCUGUUUCCCAAGUACAGGGAGACCUACCUUCGGGAAGCAUGGCCUAUGGUCACAAGCGCCCUGGAUGCGGUGGGUGUAGCAUGUACUCUGGACCUCAUUGAAGGUUCCAUGACCGUCAAAACAACGCGGAAGACGUACGACCCGUACAUUAUCCUGAAAGCCCGUGACUUGAUCAAACUCCUGGCUCGAUCUGUACCCUACCAACAAGCUAUCAAAAUCUUGCAAGACAACGUAGCAAGCGAUAUUAUCAAAAUCGGCAACUUGUUGCGGAAUAAGGAUCGAUUCGUAAAGCGUCGUCAACGACUUAUUGGCCCGAACGGAAACACAUUAAAAGCGAUCGAACUUUUGACGAACUGCUACGUUAUGGUUCAGGGUAACACCGUUAGUUGCAUGGGACCCCAUAAGGGACUAAAGGAUGUCAGGAGGAUUGUGAUUGACUGCAUGAAGAACGUUCAUCCCAUCUACCACAUCAAGGAAUUGAUGAUUAAGCGCGAACUCGCAAAGGACCCGAAAUUAGCAACUGAAUCGUGGGAUCGCUUCCUGCCGCACUUCCGAAAGACUGGAUCUGCAAACAAAGCCCCGAAACCGAAGAAGACAGGCCCCAAGCCGGUCAAGAAGGAGAAGACCUUGUUCCCGCCUUUGCCCGUGCCGCGAAAAGAAGAUCUGGCCAUCGAAUCUGGAGAAUACUUCUUGUCAAAGACACAACGGGACGCCGCCAAGCUUGCAAAGAAGAAAGAGGUUCAGGCAGAGAACAGCGCAAAACGACAAGCAGAAAGGCAGCAGGCGUUCGUUGCGCCUCCUGAAAAGGUGGAGAAAUCGAAAAAGCGGGCACGUGAAGGCGAGGACGAGUCAUCUGGGAGGUCAAUCGAGGACCUCAAGAAGAAGUUCAUGGAUCAGGCCGCUGAAAAGAAACGCAAAUCGGAAUCGGCCAAAACAGGGGACGCCUCUGAUUUCAUUGCGAAACCCGCGUCAACGGAAAAGCUAUCAAAGAAGAAGGCCCAUGGCGAUGAUGACGGGAGUGUCAAGAAGAAAAAGCAAAAGCGAUCCGAAUGAUACUCGUGACCUCUGUUGGUCGCUGCUCGUGGUCGAUUCUGAGCAAUCUUUCUUGUUUUAGGGAGUCUAAUUUAUGUUUGUAGAUUGGGCAAUUGCAGCGAUAGUUAACAGUAGAUGUUUCUGGCGUAAUUAGAGCGGAAGCCCAUAAAUGCACUGUGCGAAGCGUCGUAUUUGCGAGCCGAAGGACGCGCCAACCUCAUCAUGACAUGUUCAAAUUCA